ACGCUUCAAAACACCUUCCUCUAUUUAAUUUCAGAAAAAAAGCGUUAGAUUUAUUAUUAUUAAUUCGAGCAAUCACCAAUGUGCUACGCACCUUCGUCUUUAUCACUUUAAUUCUUAGAGAGGAGACUGUUCGCGGAGAAUGUUAGAACGUUCUUCUUGGUGGAAUUGUUUUGAUUGAAGAGACUAAUAUAAAACAUUUCUCCAACCUCUACUUCCAUCCAUUCCAUAUCCGAUGCUAUGCUCGCGUGCCGAAACGCCAUCGACUUCUUGCAUAGCACCGCACAGAGCACUUCACUGAGUCACUGGCUCCCGUAGCAUUCAGACGUGCUUUCCUUCCCGCAAGAGAGAUAUACCUUCCAGCUGUUUGCGCAUUUCAGAAGAAAACCGAGUGUGUGUAUGUGUCGCGGAGUGCGAGCAAUCAAGAUAGACUUAGCACAGCAACAUAAUUUGAAUUGCCUUCCAAACGAGGCACAUCAUUUGUACUCCCGCAUGAUCCACUUCCGCGCCUAAUUGAGACAUCUCCUCAUUGCUUUUUGGGCUGCUUUUUGGGCAUCAUAAGCGAAUGGUAAAAGUGUUGUGUGGCGACAGAUGAGCAUCUCGAUAUGGAAAUAUCGUUAAUUGUUCAGCGAAUGCAGAUUGUCUGUUAGGAAGGUGUUUUCUGCGCUCAACGACGGAGCAGAACAGUUAAGAACUGUGAGUGUGAGUGCUUUUUCCCUGCAAUUUUCCAUCCCGCGACUUUCGGGGUAACAGCGAGAGAGAGAGGGGCAAAAGUGAAAUUCUUCUGUGCACGUCUUUUUGUCAUCUUCUAAAUUAAAACAUUUCGAGGGCAUCACAUAAAAUGUGUCAACGAUUUAUCAAAAGUCUAAUCAACAGCAAGUGGAAUGUUGAGCUCAUGCUGAUGAUCUCUCUGGCCACGAUACUUCCGCUUAUCCAUGCACAAGACUAUGACGUGACGGACAUUCAGUGCUCCUUCGCAUCGCAGGGAUCAAGUGUGGGCGACACAAUUACGGCUCACCUGAAGAAACCCAUGGGCUUCAAGGGGACCCCCCUCUUUGCUGAUGAUCGCAGCAUCAACCCUGAAAGCGAUGCAAGUUGCAUCAUAAAGCCGGAUCUCAAUGAUCCGUCGGAACUGGGAUACAUCCUAAAGAUUCUGGACUUUUCCCGAUGCGGCGUAUUGCGACGCAAUGGGUUCGUCCACGUGCGAAUAUGGUUCCCACAGUUCCCGGGUGUCGUGAUGCAAUCCGACCAAGAGUUGAUCAUCAUGUGCAAGCCACCAGAACCAACGGUGAUCCAGAACAAGGCAGCCGGGUUCGCUGGAAGUUUCCCACAUGGAGCUCGAGUGUCUGGAGUUGUGGAAGAAACUCCGGGAAGAUUGGAGUAUGAAGUAGCAUUGUACAAGGAAGCUCCUCCCGUGGCGAGGAUCAGCGCGGCACAUCUUAAAAAUUCCUCUCUAAGUAGUCCUGUAACGAACAAUGAAGUUCCUGUGGAUCAAGCCGUUCCUAUUGGGACGAAACUGCAGCUCCGAGCACGGAUUAGUGCUCAGAGUGUGUGGAAGUAUGUAAAACUCAUGGAAGUUACCGUGUCUCCGGAUCCGGAUGAUCCUCACGCCAUUGGGGCUGUUGCUCUUGUCCGUGAGGGAUGUCGCAAUCGAGAUUUUGCCACAAUAAUCCCACAUCAACCAGCACGCUACCGCGAUCGUUCCAAUGAGGUUUUCUUGGACUUUGAAGCUUUCCUUUUGAGCUCAAUGAAGGAACGCAGUACCUUGUGGAUUCAUUCGCAAAUCAAGGCCUGCAUGGAAGCUGCCGAUUGUCAGCCAGAUUUCUGCCUGGAUCUCUUUGAACCCUCAGGUUUACCUCUUGCAGGGCAUGGACGACGAAGGAGGGCGAUCGCCGAUAAGAAUGCAACGGAAUUUACAAAAUUCAAGGAGAACAUCGAAUACACAGUGAUCAUGCCAGGAGAUUAUGAGACACUGAAGUCAAAUCAGGGUGAUCAAUGCAGAAGUUUCCUCUUCAUCUCUGCUCUUCUUUCUUUCCUUCUGGCACUCUCAACAAUCAUUACCUGUAUUGCUGUUUUUAAACUCCAAAAUGGACGAAAACACAUCGAAAACUACAUGGCAAGCAGCAAAGGAUACGCAGGACGAGCAAUUGUGCAAUAGAAACUGAAGAAUUUAAAAGGGAAUUAAGAAAAUAUUUAAUUUUUAAAAUGGAGACUUGAAAAUUUCUAAUAGAAAUUUCUGAUCAUUGUUCUUCUGUUUUAUAGCUAAGAAAAAUUCAAUAAACACGCCGGUGUGUUAUGUGAAACAAAAAACUAAUUCUCUGAGAAGGCUCCCUUUAGGUUGUAUUGCUCUUGAUUUACUAAUUUCUUUAACGGGGUUCGAUCAGACAUUUCUAUUGGAAUGAAUAAAUGACAUAAAUGUUAGUAAUUUAUUUUUAAAGUAUUAUUUAUUGUAGUAAUUUAAUGUGCAAAAAGGUUGUUUCUUAGAACAACUUCUAUUGACCAAUGAAAAUUAGUUUUAAGAUUUUUUUUUCUAUAAAACAAAAAUAUUUUUUGCAUUUCGUGAGGAUCAAUAAAGAUAAUUGAGAUUGUGAA
Lutzomyia longipalpis is the source of this 2589-nucleotide messenger RNA. RefSeq lists its product as uncharacterized. The transcript has 6 exons. The record is from RefSeq and is a predicted model, not a curated record. The coding region runs from base 839 to 2155 and encodes 438 amino acids. NCBI's taxonomy places the organism in Eukaryota, Metazoa, Arthropoda, Insecta, Diptera, Psychodidae.